AUGUAUGACCUAACAAGAUUUUUGGUCAUUCUAAUGCUUUUUGUUGCUGGCUUCACGCUUCAUGUUACCUCGAUUUUUCAGCCAGCCUAUCAGCCAGUUGAUGAAGACAGUGCUGAGUUGAUGAGGCCACCUCUACAUCUUGUUCCUGAUUUUGCCAAAAUUGUAUUGAAAGCAAUUUUCGGCAUAUACAUGAUGGUAACAUUGAUCGUUUUGAUCAACUUACUAAUUGCAAUGAUGUCCGAUACGUACCAGCGCAUUCAGGCACAAUCAGACAAAGAAUGGAAAUUUGGUCGAGCAAUUCUUAUCCGCCAAAUGAAUAAACGCUCUGGCACACCCUCGCCCAUCAAUAUGCUAACUAAAUUUUAUGUUGUACUCAAAGUUGCCUACAGGAAUAAACGUAACUUUUAA
Molecule: messenger RNA, 408 nt
Organism: Meloidogyne enterolobii
Lineage: Eukaryota; Metazoa; Nematoda; Chromadorea; Rhabditida; Meloidogynidae
Source: the annotation of a GenBank genome assembly